This is a messenger RNA of Caenorhabditis angaria, 15453 nucleotides long. NCBI's taxonomy places the organism in Eukaryota, Metazoa, Nematoda, Chromadorea, Rhabditida, Rhabditidae. The record is from the annotation of a GenBank genome assembly.
AUGAAGAACACGGAAGGUGGUGCGGAAGACAACAACAAAAAAGGAGGAGGCGGAAAUAAUCGGAGUGAGAAGAGGAAGAGGAGUGAGGGUUUAGGCGUUGGGGGUCUCGAAGCGCUACAGUAUUUUUUUAAACGUUUUUUUUUGCAGAUCGGAAAGGAAGAGGAGCAGGAGGCGGCAAUGAGGAUCCAACAACUUCCUAUACGAUUCUGAAAGCUGUUCGAGCUCCGCAGGAACCUGUGGAUUUGGCCAGAAUCAAGGGGGAUCAGCAGAAAAGUGAGGAAGAUUCCGCGUCAGCGGCCACGUGGAUUAGUAUGAUAUGGCAAACGUCAUAGUAAUCCGCGUGGCCGCUAACGCGGAAGCUUGCGGUUUAUACUCGCACAGAGCGCAAGCUUCCGCAGUAAGCAGCCACGUGGAUUAGUAUGAUAUGGUAAACGUCAUACUAAUUCAGGUGGCCGCUUACGCGGAAGCUUGCGGUUCACACUCGCGCAGAGCGAUCGGGUCGAGCGGAGCGAGUGUAAAUCGCAAGCUUCCGCGUCAGCGGCCACGUGGAUUAGUAUGAUAUGGUAAACGUCGUACUAAUCCACGUGGCCGCUAACGCGGAAGCUUGCGGUUUACACUCGCUCCGCUCGACCCGAGCGCUCUGCAAGCUUCCGCGUCAGCGACCACGUGGAUUACUAUGAUAUGGCAAACGUCAUAGUAAUCCACAUGGCCGCUUACGCGGAAGCUUGCGGUUUACACUCGCGCAGAGCGCAAGCUUCCGCGUUAGCGGCCACGUGGAUUAGUAUGAUAUGGUAAACGUCAUACUAAUCCACGUGGCCGCUUACGCGGAAUCUUGCGGUUUACACUCGCGCAGAGCGCUCGGGUCGAGCGGAGCGAGUGUAGACCGCAAGCUUCCGCGUCAGCGGCCACGCGGAAUACCAUGCUCUGAGAGUCAUAGUAAUCAACGUGGCCGUGAAGUUUUGACACGUGGAUUUUCUAAUGUUUAUAAAAAUGGUUCCAUAAACUCAUACUAGUUUUUCAGCCCCAAGGGAUUGAAAUUGGAAAAUGCUCGAAAUUUGAAUGAGAAGUCAGAAUUUAUCGAUUUUUGAAAAAAAUCAAGAAUUUUCAUGAGUUUUGAUCCAAAAAUCGAUAAAUUCUCAUUCAAAUUUCGAGCAUUUUCCAGUUUCAAUCCCAAAUUUUGGAUUUAAUUAAUGAAUUUUCAUUUUCACGCAGAGAUAAUUUGAUAAUAAAUUAUAUCAAAGUCAAAUCGCUCUUAGGACUGAAAAACUAGUAUAAGUUUGUGGAACCAUUUUUGUAAACAUUAGAAAAUCCACGUGUCAAAAACUUCACGGGCACGUAGAUUACUAUGGUAUUCCGCGUGGCGGCUGACGCGGAAGCUUGCGGUCUACUCGACCCGAGCGCUCGUUCGAGCGGAGCGAGUGUAAACCGCAAGCUUCCGCGUAAGCGGCACUAUCUUCCGCUUUAGCGGCCACGUGGAUUGCUAUGACGUGGAAGGGGAUAAGAGAAAUCCACGUGGCUGCUGACGCGGAAGAUUGCGGUUUACCCUCGCUCUGCGCGAAUGUAAACCGCAAGCUUCCGCUUAAGCGGCACUAUCUUCCGCUUCAGCGGCCACGUGGAUUGCUAUGACGUGGCAGGGGAUAAUAGAAAUCCACGUGGCCGCUGACGUGGAAGCUCAAGCUCCAAUUUUCCUUCAGAAAACAAUCAACGUUGGGAUGCGAAAUCGGGUCCAACUCGAAACUCGAACAUAUCAGCUAGCACUCCACGAAACUAUCAACAAAAUCGUUCGGCAAUCAAACCACUAAUCCCACCAGAACCACAAGCUUUGAUGGGCAUUCGAUUGGAUCGCGAUCCGCGUGAAUCUACCGAAAAUGCAGCUUCGAACCAUUCGCUCACUUCUGUACUCAGCCAUCUAUCCGAAAAACAAAAGGCGGCGAAUGAGAUGCAAAGAUCGAGAUAUUAUCGAAGCGAGAAUUUGGGACAUCUACCGCCGACCAAUGAAAUCAUCGAAAAAUGUUGUCAGUUUAGCAAAGCCGAUUUUGUUACCGAAAAGAAUCAGGCGAUUUUGAUUGAUAAGAAGUUUGAUGUGAGUUUAAAAAACGUUUUUUUAUUUGAAGAAUUUGAAAUUUUUAAGCUUAUCUGCACCCAAAAAUCUGGAAUUUCAGACCUAUAAUUAGUCUGAUCUAUGUAGAUUUUCAAUCCUAAAACUAGGGUUAUUUAGGCUCAAAAAAUUCAGAAUUUUCAAGAAAAGAAUAGGCCUAUUUAGGCUCAGAAAAUCCAGAAUUUUAGGCCUAAAACUAGGCUCAUUUGGGCUAAAAAAUCCAGAAUUCUUUAGGCUUAAAGAUCCAUUUGGAGCCCAUUUUCAUCGCCAAAACUAGGCCUAUUUAGGCUCAAAAUAUCCGCAAUUCUAGGCCUAUUUUGACUAGAUAAAUCUCAAAUUUCAGGCCUAAAACCAGGCCCGAUUUCAAUCCUAAAACUAGGCCUAUUUGGGCUCGAAAAAUACAGAAUUUUCAAGAAAAGAAUAGGCCUAUUUAGGCUCAGAAAAUCCAGAAUUCUUUAGGCUUAAAAAUCCAUUCUAGGGGCCUACUUAAGGCUUAAAAUAUCUGAAAUUCUAGGCCUAUUUUGACUAGAUAAAUCCCAAAUUUCAGGCCUAAAAUUAGGCAUAUUUAGGCUCAAAAAAUCCCGAAUUUUCAAGAAAAGAAUAGGCCUAUUUAGGCUCAAAAUAUCCCGAAUUUUUUUCGUUGUUUUGCAGUUGAUGAUCACCUCAUGCAGUUCUCGUUGUAACGCAAUCUCGAUCCGCGUCAAAUCGCAACAUCAAGACGACACUUUUGCCGUGUGCGCCCUGCUUUUCGCAACAUCGACUGAACAAGAAAUUCGCGAAGCGUGUUUGGAAUGUAUUGAUAUGUUUUCGAAUACUGGUGAGUCAUUUACUGUUUUGUAUAGUGAAAAAUGUGUAAAAAUAGUGUUUUUCUCAUUUUUUCCCGGAAAAUCUCUGAAAAAUUCCCCUUCCAGCGUAUCGAAAAAACGAGCGAACACAAUUCUCGAAAUGCUCCGAACCCUACCUGACAAAAUGUCAAAUUCGACCACUUUUCGAGCCGGCCGAAUCGUUUCCCGAAGCUCUCUACUACUGUAAUCGAUGUGAUUUCCACAUCAACUCUGUUGCUCACGCGAAAAUGCAUCUGGAACAAAGUUCGCAUUUCGAUGAUGUUGAACGACAGGAACAACGCGAGAAAUUGUUGAGAGAUACGCCACAACCGAGCAGGGAACAAUAUUUGGCGGCCACGAAUUAUUUGAAUGCGAUUGUUGAGGAGGAGAGAAAGGUUGGGUUUUGAGCGAAAAUUCCGAGAUUUUUGGGUCAGAAAUCGUAUUUUUAGCCACAUUUUGGUCCUGACUGUCUCAAAAGUUCGAAUUCGGAGGUUUUUAGCACCAAAAAUCCAUUUUUUUUUCUAAUUUUGGGUUGAAAAUGGACAAUUUUUGGCCCCAAAAAUCUCCAUUUUUCAAAAUAUAAUCUGGUCCUGAACAAUUCUGGUUGUUAAAAUUUGAAUUCGGAAUGUUUUGCCACCAAAAAUCCUUCAUUUUCAAUUUUUUUAGCCUUAAAAACUCGUAAUUUCAAAAUUCAAAUUUAAUUUCUUGACGCUGAAAAUUCUUUUUUUGCUCUGGAAAAUUUUCGAUUAAAAUUUUCAAAUUCAAAGUUUUCGCGCGAAAAAUUCUAAAUCACAAAAAAAAAAAAUUUAAUUUAAUUUCUUGCCCCCAAAAAUUCUUUUUUUUUUCUCUGGAAAAAAGCCGAUUUUUUUGAAAAUUCCAAGUUUUCGAUGAAAAAAAAUUCAAAUUCAAAGUUUUCGCGCGAAAAAUUCUGAAUCACAAAAAAAAAUUCAAAUUUAAUUUCUUGGCCCCAAAAAUCCUUAUUUUUUCUCUUGAAAGUUUAAAUUCACAUUAGUUGGAGCCAAAAAAAGCCAAGUUAUUUAAAAAUUCCAAGUUUUCGAUUAAAAAAAAAUUCAAAUUCAAAGUUUUUGUGCAAAAAAAUCUGAAUCACAAAAAAAUUUAAUUUCUUGGUUUCAAAAAAAAAUCCUAUUUUCAUUUUCAUUCAGAAGCGCAAAAUCUCCACGGAAAAAAUUGCUGAAAUUCUCGACUUCCUCUCAAAUCGUCUCUUCCCAUCACUCGAAUGCAACAAUUUCGCUCUAAAACCAUUCGGAUCAACACAAUAUGACGUGUUCCUAGCCGAUAGCGAUUUAAACAUCGCAUUUUUCAUCGACGAUUUGGAUAUGUCACAAUUAUUCGAUUUCUAUGGUCGAAUUGUUGAGACAUUGAAUGGAUUUCAAGAGGAAAUUGGAAAUUCGGCUGAUUUGGUCACCGAUGGUUCGAAUUCGCAAGUUUCGUUCAAUUUUCGCGGCGAAAUUGUUGUUCGACUGUGUUCGGGAACAAAUACGAUUUGCAAGGCGCAAUUGUGUUUUACGAAUUUGAUGAAGGUUUAUACGCAAGUGAAUCCGGCGAUUUGUGAAUUUAUGAUGUUGGUUAGAUUGUGGGCUGUGGUGAGUUGGAUUGGGCCUGAAAAUUCUGGAUUUUUUGAGCCUAAGAUGGCCUAAUUUUGGGCCUGGAAAGGGGGGAUUUUUUUUAGCCUAAAGAAGCCUUAUUUUUGGCCUGAAAAGCCUAAAAGGACUGAAGCCCGAAAAGUCUGAAAUUUCGGCCUGAAAAUAUAGAUUUUAUAAGCCUAAACAACCCAAUUUUUGGGCUUCUGGAAAGUCUAUUUUUGGCCUGAAAAUUUGGAAUUUUUUAAGCCUAAAGAAGCCUAGUUUUGAUAAUGAAAAUGGGCCUGAAAUUGAUUUUUUAAGCCCAAAGAUUUCUGGAUUUUUUGAGCCUUAAAAAGCCUAGUUUUGAUGAUGAAAAUAAGACUGAAAUGGAUUUUUGAGCCCAAAGAAUAAUGGAUUUUUUAAGCCUAAAUAGGCCUAUUCUUUUAUUGAAAAUUCCGGAUUUUUUGAGCCUAAAAUGGCCUAGUUUUGAUGAUGAAAAUGGGCCUAAAAGCCCCUUUUGUGGCCCUUGAAAGUCUAGGGUUUCAGCCCAAAAGGCCUGAUUUUUAGACCUGAAAUUUGUAGGAAAAAAGUGAAAAAAUCUGUUUUUUUUGAAAUCCACGUGGCAAAUUGUACUGAAAAAACUGAUUUUGAAAUUUUGAAAUCAAAUUUCACCAAAAAAAACGUGGAAUUUCUCAAAUUUGACCUAUGACGUGGCAAACCUUUUUUUCCAGAAAGUCGGAAUCGAUUCGAAAAACAAGCAACGCGUCGGCUUGCCCAGAUACGGUUUCGAUAUAAUAUCAAUUCACUAUCUACAACAAUCUGGACAUUUACCGGUUUUGCAUGAGGUAGGCGAGAAUUUUGUGGGCUUGGCCUAGAAACCCAAUAAAAAUGGCCUAGAAAACCAACAGAAAUGGCCUAGAAAACCAACAAAAAUGGCCUAGAAAACCAACAAAAAUGGCCUAGAAACCCAACAAAAAUGGCCUAGAAAACCAUAUAAAAAUGGCCUAGAAAACCAACAAAAAUGGCCUAGAAAACCAUAUAAAAAUGGCCUAGAAAACCAACAAAAAUGGCCUAGAAAACCAACAAAAAUGGCCUAGAAAACCAAUAAAAUGGCCUAGAAAACCAACAAAAAUGGCCUAGAAAACCAACAAAAAUGGCCUAGAAACCCUAUAAAAAUGGCCUAGAAAACCAUAUAAAAAUGGCCUAGAAAACCAUAUAAAAAUGGCCUAGAAACCCCCGCUUUUUGCAGCUCGUCGAAAAAGAUUCGGAAGAGCAACAAGAAAAUGUGAUAGAAGAGGCGAGAGAGCGGAGAAUUCGACAAAUGUCGAAUUAUCUGAGUGAUAUUCAGAUGAUUGUGAGUGGUUUUUGAGGAGGGCUGAUUCACGAAUGAAAAAAAUUUAAAAAAUGUUUUUUUUAACAUUGAAAAUUCAAUUCACGAAAAGUCAAAAAAAUAUAGAAAAAAAAAUUAGUUUUUCGAGUUUUUCAGCCAAAAAUGAUGACAAAUCGAGAUUUUUGAAGCUUCUGGAGUGAUUUCUGAUGAAAAUUGACCUUGGAAUUCACUUUCCAGAAGUUUUAGCUGAUGAAUUUCGAAAAAAAUUCAUAAAAUAAAGCGAAAUAGGGUUCUCAAAGUUUAUUUUCAUCAGAAAUUCCUCCAGAAGCUUGAAAAAUAUCGAUUUGUCAUCAUUUUUGGCUGAAAAACUCGAUGUUUUUUCGAAAUUUUUGGACUUUUCGUGAAGACCUAGGUGAUUUACUGUAACUCUUUUUUUCCAGAAAUCCCGUUUCGAAAGCAAAAAAAGUUGGGAAAUUGGUAAAAUCUGGAUAAGUUUUCUGAAAUAUCUCAUCGAAAAACACCGUGACAUUGUCAUACAAAUCACCCAAUUCCAACCAAUGUCCAAAGAACAAACACGUUGGAACAAGAAAUCGUAUCAUGUUGUGGAUCCGUUUCGCGCUGACAAUGUUCUCACCAUUCCAAAAGUCACCCCAUGGCUCUCGUUCUAUUUCAAUUGUGUUUUGUCGACGUUUCGAUGUUUUGCGAUUCCGCGGAAUUCGAUGGGAUCGCUGGUUUCGUUGGAUUUUUAUCAGAAUGUGAGUGGGAAAAUUUGGGGGUUUUUUUGAGCCGAAAGAAGCCUAUUUUUGGUCUGAAUUUUGGGAUUUUUUGAGCCUAAAGAAGCCUGGUUUUUGGCCUGAAAAUACGGGAUUUUUUGAGCCUAAAUAAGCCUGGUUUUGGCCUGAAAUUUGGGGAUUUUUUGAGCCUAAAGAAGCCUAGUUUUGGGCCUGAAAAUGGGGGAUUUUUUGAGCCUUAAAAGGCCUAUUUUUGGGCCUGAAAAUGCAAGAUUUUUGAGCCUAAAAAAGCCUAAUUCAUGGCCUGAAAAUAGGGGAUUUUUCGAGCCUAAAUAAGCCUGGUUUUCGGCCUGUGAAGCCUAAUUUUGGGCCCAUGAAGCCCUAUUUUUGGCUUAAACAUCUGGGGUUUUUUGAGCCUAAAGAAGCCUAGUUUUGGUCCUGAAAUUAGGGGAUUUUUUGAGCCUAAAGAAGCCUUGUUUUCGGCCUGUGAAGCCCUAUUUUUGGCCUGAAUUUUGGGAUUUUUUGAGCCUAAAGAAGCCUAAUUUUAGACUUGAAAAUACGUGAUUUUUUGAGCCUAAAGAAGCCUAGUUUUGGCCUGAAUUUUGGGAUUUUUUAGCCUAGAGAAGCCUAAUUUUGGGCUAAAGAAGCCUAAUUUUGGCCUGAAGCAUUUUUUUGCAGAAAGUCUCAAGUCCGACGAAAAAAUCAUCACAAAAUACAGCCAAAAAGAAGCUGCAACAACAACAAGAAACACCGUGUCAAAAUAACAAAAAAGGAACAACAACACCAAGAUUGGACACACCAACAACUGCAGAAAAACAGGUUUGGGAUGAAAAAUUGGGGAUUUUUUGAGCUUAAAUUCGGGAUUUUUGAUGAAUUUUGAGCUGAAAUUUGAGAUAUUUGAUGGAUUUUGAGCUUAAAUUUGGGAUUUUUGAUGAAUUUUUAGCUGAAAUUUGGGAUUUUUGAUGAAUUUUGAGCAUAAAUUCAAGAUUUCUGAUGAAUUUUGAGCUUUUUUUUGUCAGCUAAAAAUCGUGAAUUCCAGAUGGACUCGAAUUUCGACGAACAACUCUUCAACGCUGAAAUCCGUCGAAAAAGUUUGGAAAUUCUCGAAACUCUUCGAUUCGACAAUGUUCCUUGUAUGAAAUUGACAGCCGAACACACGGAAAUCGACGAGCAUCGAAAUUCGAUGUAUAGUCGACGAACUAUGAUUCGAGUUCGACGAAUUUGUGGGCGAAUUGAAGAGGUUGGAAUGUUGGAAAGUUUGAUGAAAGAAGGAUUGUUGAAAAAGAAGAGAAAGGUGAGGAAAUUCAUGAUUUUUGAUGAAUUUUGAGCUAAAAUUCAUGAAUUUUGAUGAAUUUUGAGCUAAAAUUUAUGAUUUUUGAUGAAUUUUGAGCUAAAAAUCACUAAAAUACUCUGCCAUGGCCUAGAAAACUGAGAAAAACUCGGCCAUGGCCUAGAAAACCAAGAAAAACUAGUUCGUGACCUAGAAAACCAAGAAAAACUCGGCCAUGGCCUAGAAAAUCAAUAAAAACUAGUCCGUGACCUAGAAAACCAGCAAAAACUAGUUCACGACCUAAAAAUCCAAGAAAAACAAGUCCGUGACCUAGAAAACCAAGAAAAACUAGUCUGUGACUUAGAAAACCAAGAAAAACUCGGCCAUGGCCUAGAAAACUAAGAAAAACUAUAUCGUGGCCUAGAAAACCUAGAAAAACUCGGCCAUGGCUUAGAAAACCAAUAAAAACUAGUCCGUGACCUAGAAAACCAAGAAAAACUCGGCCAUGGCCUAGAAAACUAAGAAAAACUAUUCCGUGGUCUAGAAAACCAAGAAAAACUAUAUCGUGGUCUAGAAAUCCAGCAAAAACUAGUCCGUGACCUAGAAAACCAAGUUUUUUCCAGAAGUCUGCUCGAAAAUUGGUGGGCGCGUUUUCUUUCGAAGCAGCUGAAAUUCAAGAAGAUGAAGUCUUCAAUUUUGAACCACUUCAGAAAGAAGCAGAAGCUGAAAUUGCAGAUGAUGCUGAAAUUGUGGCUGAAAAUUUCGAUGCUGAAAUUCCCACAGAUGAAAUUCCAUCUGAAAAUCCUUCUCCAGCUGAAAUUUUCAAAAAAAAUCUGGAAAAACGUUCGGCAACACCGCCUGUGGAAAGUAGUUGGCAACAUUGGAGCAGCCAAUAUUCGACACCUGAAGAUGCUUCAUCUGCUGCUGCCACGUGGCGACCUGUUUUCUCAACACCAACCACAGAUUUGGCUGAAAAUCUGGAAAAUUCGCUGAAAAUCACGAAAAAACCACCAUGUGAAUUUGGCGAAUUUCAAGGACCCUCGAAUUUUUUGUCAAAAACGGCCGCAAAAAAUGAGAUUCGCGCAGUCGACGAUCUGAUUUGCUAUGAGGAAUUUUUCAUUCGACAGGAUUUCGAUGAACGACAAAUUCGAGAGUUGAGAAAAGGAAUGGGAGAGACGGACUAUCGAUUCACGUUUGAGCCGAAGGAUUUGACUGGAGGAUAUGUGAGGGUUUUUGAGGCGGGAUUUUGGGAUGAAAAUUGCGAAAUUUUGAACUAAAAUUCAAGAAAAUUGGCCUAGAAAUCAUCUGGAAAAUGAAAUUUUGCCAUUUUCGACCCAUAAUUGAUGAAAAUCAUGAAAUUUCAAGGUUUUUAGAGCAAAGUUGAAAAAAAUCAUAAAAUUUCAAGAUUUUUGAAGAAAAUGGCGAAAUAUUGACCUAGAAAUGAUCUAGAAAAUGAAAUUUCGCGAUUUUCAACCUGAAAUUGAUAAAAAUCACAAAAUUCUGAGGUUUUGGACCUGAAAUUCAAGAAAAUUGCGAAAUUUUGGUAUAGAAAUGAAGAAAAUCAUGAAAUUCUGAGGUUUUCGGAGCAAAAUUCAAGAAAAUGGUGAAAUUUUGGUCUAGAAAUCAUCUGGAAAAUGACAUUUCGCCAUUUUCGACCUAAAAUUCAAGAAAAUGGUGAAAUUUUGAGGUUUUGGACCUAAAAUUCAAGAAAAUGGUGAAAUUUUGGUCUAGAAAUCAUCUAGAAAAUGAAAUUUCGCCAUUUCCAACCUAAACUUGAUAAAAAUCAUGAAAUUUUGAGAUUUUUGCACUGAAAUUGAUGAAAAUCAUGAAGUUUCAAGGUUUUUGGACCUGAAAUUGAAGAAAUUAUUGAAAUUUCAAGGUUUUUGAACUAACAUUUUCAAUUUUUGAAUGUUUUUCUUGCAGGAAAUGGAAGUGAAGUGCAGUUCAUGUGAUGGAAAUCAUAUAGUGGAUAAUUGUCCAUCGAUGGAAAUACCGCCAGUUGAAAAAUUUGCGAAAAGAACAAAAGAAGAGAUACGGGAACUCGAUGAGAUUAUUGAUAAGUAUUAUCGUGAGUUUUUUGGGAAUUUGGGGGAUUUCGAGCCGAAAUUUGGAAUUUUUGCACAAUUUUGAGCGAAAUUUCGUGUUUUUUGAUGAAUUUUGACCUAGAAAACCAAGAAAAACUAGUCCGUGACCUAGAAAACCAAGAAAAACACGGCCAUGGCCUAGAAAACUAAGAAAAACUCGGCCAUGGCUUAGAAAGCCCGAAUUUUUGAUCAAAAUAAUCCAAAAAAUAUGAAUUCCACCUGAAAUUUCCCAAAAUUUUGGUUCCAGAAGACAAUACAAUCAAUGAAUCGCGUCUUCGACUUCUCGAAAAUCAAGUCAAAAAUCUGGAAAACCACCUACGCUCAACCUAUCGAAAAGAUGUGGUUUUGACGAUUUUCGGAUCGGUUAUGACUGGAAUUGGUGUCAAUAAAUCGGAUAUUGAUGUUUGUUUGAGAUUUGGACAGAGUUAUGAGCAACCUGAGGUAUUUUUUUGGGAAAAAUUGCGAUUUUUUGACACCAAAUAUGAUUUGGAGCAUGAAAAUCCGAGCAUUGCUCAUAUCAACCCAAAAAUUUCGAUUUUCGCCUCGAAAUUUUGAAUUUUUCAUCGAAAAUUUGAGAAAUUUCAGAGCAUUGCUCAUAUUAGCCCAAAAAUUUUGAUUUUCGCCUCAAAAUUGUGCAUUUUUCAUCGAAAAUUGGGGCAUUGCUCAUAUUAACCAAAAAAUUCCGAUUUUCGCCUCGAAAUUGUCGCAUUUUCCCCCGAUAUUUAGAACAUUUUAGAGCAUUGCUCAUAUUAACCAAAAAUUUUCAGGAUCGAGACGCUGAGAGAAAAUUGGUAAAUUUGAAAUGUUGUGCUUUUUUCCGCCUCUAAAAAUUGCUGUAAUUUUUUUUGUCUGAAAUCCAUGUUUGCUCUAACCUCCCCAAAAAAUGCAAUUUUCCCACCAAAAAUUCAAAAUUUUUUGCAGAAUCUUGCGCCAGUCGAUGUGAUAUCACAAGUUGCUGAAAAACUGCGAAGAGCAAAAAUGACUCGAAAAGUUCAACCAAUUCUAACCGCCAAAGUUCCGAUUGUGAAAUUUCAGCUGAAGUUGGACUAUGAUUUGUAUGUGGAUGCUGAGUGAGUUUUGUUUUGUUUUUUUUUGGUGAAAAUUGACAAUUUGCGAGAUUUUGAGCUAGAUUUCAUGAUUUUUGGAUGAUUUUGAGCUAUUUUGCACGAAAAUUGCGUCAGUAACAGUUUUGUUGACGCAUUUUCCGGUAGAUCUACCAUAUUUCUGUUUUUCAGCAUCAGCUACUACAACAUUCUUGCUCUCUACAACACGAAACUUCUUCGAAGCUACACACUUUGGUCGGCGGAUAAUAAGUUUGCAAAACUCGGAUUAUUUGUGAAAAAUGUGGGUUUUUUAGCUGAAAAUUGUCCAAAACAGUCGACUUUUACUCCCAAAAAUUGUCCAAAACAAUCGAUUUUUAACCGCUGAAAAUUGUCCAAAACAAUUGAUUUUUAACAGCUGAAAAUUGUCCAGAACAAUCGAUUUUUCGACCCCACAGAAUCGUUCAAAACAAUCGAUUUUUUCACCUUAAAAUUGUCCAAAACAAUCGAUUUUUACUCCCAAAAAUUGUCCAAAACAAUCGAUUUUUACUCCCAAAAAUUGUCCAAAACAAUCGAUUUCUCACCCCCAAAAAUUUUCCAAAACAAUCGAUUUUUACGCUCAAAAAUUGUCCAAAACAAUCGAUUUUCACUUCCAAAAAUUGUCCAAAACAACCGAUUUUUACUCCCAAAAAUUGUCCAAAACAAUCGAUUUUUACUCCCAAAAAUUGUCCAAAACAAUCGAUUUUUACUACCAAAAAUUGUCCAAAACAAUCGAUUUUUCACCCCCAAAAAUUGUCCAAAACAAGAAUUUUGCAGUGGGCUAAACAAUGUGACAUUGGCGACGCCUCAAAAGGAUCCAUAUCCUCAUAUGCUCACAUCAUUUUGCUCCUCUCGUAUUUGCAAAAAUGUGAUCCGCAAGUUUUGCCACGACUACAGGAGGUCAGCAUCUUUUUUUUUUUCAAAAAAAAAAAAAAUUUUCGCGCCAAAAUUUUUUAAUCAAUUUUGUUUUUCAGGAUUUCCGAGAUUCGACAACCGAAAAACGAAUAGUCGAAAAUUGGGACACGUACUUUUAUGAGGGCGAACCCAAACCCUAUUUGAACAAUCAAAAAACGUGUGCCGAACUGCUUUUGGGAUUUUUCGACUAUUAUUCGCGAUUUGAUUUUCGGCAUUUUGUGAGUUUUUUUGUUGAAAAAUCCAGAAAAUUUGACGAUUUUUGGCUUAAAAUUGUGUAUUUUUGACCAAAAAUUGAGAAAUUUCAGAGCAUUGCUCAUAUUAACCCAAAAAUUCCCGAUUUCGCCUCAAAAUUGUGGAUUUUUGACCGAAAAUUGGAGCAUUGCUCAUAUUAACAAAAAAUUUCAAUUUUCAUACCAAAAAUGGAUAGUUUCAGAGCUUUGCUCAUAUUAGUUUUUCUAAAUUUAAUUUUAAAAAUAAUUCAAAUGGAAAUUUGAGCAUUGCUCAUGUUAGGCUAGAAAAUUUGAUGAUUUUCACCUCAAAAUUUUCCAUUUUUCAUUGAAAAUUGAGAAGUUUCAGAGCAUUGCUCAUAUUAACCCGAAAUUUCCGAUUUUUGCCUCAAAAUUGUCGCAUUUUUCAUCGAAAAAUGAGAAAUUUCAGAGCAUUGCUCAUGUUAGCCAGAAAAUUUGGCAAUUUCAUCCUUAAAAUUGUGAAUUUUUGACCGAAAAUUGUAGCAUUGCUCAUAUUAGUUUUUUUUUUAAAUUUAAAAUUGAAAAUUUAUAAUUCAAAUAGAAAUUUGAGCAUUGCUCAUGUUAGUCUUUUAGCUUUUUCGAAAAUUUAGUAUUUAUUGCUCAUAUUAUAGGCUGAGAAAUGGCGAUUUGAGAGCAUUGCUCAUAUUAAUAGACUAGUAUGAGCAAUGCAUCAUUCUUUUUUGCAGGUUAUCCAAUGUCGUCGUGAAGAGAACUUGUCAAAACUCGAAAAACAAUGGACAAAACCGCUAUCGAUUGAAGAUCCGUUCGAUUUACAUCACAAUUUGGGAUCUGGAGUGACUAGGAAAAGUUGGUUGCUCAAGAGCAUUGCUCAUAUUAAUUUGUUGUAUUUGCAGUGUUCGCCUUCAUCCAUCGAACUUUCAUCUGUUCCCGUAAAGUUUUCAUGUCGGCCAAAAUUCGCGACACAAUUCCCAGAGAUGACCAAUUUAUCGACAAUUAUAGGGUGAGUUUUUGGGCGGUUACUGUAGGUUUUUUGGCGCCAAAAAAUGCAGAAUUUUGAGCCAAAAAUCGAAUUUUUUGGGUUAAUAUGAGCAAUUCUCUGAAAUUUCUCAAAUUUUCGAUGAAAAAUGCACAAUUUCGAGGCGAAAUGGGGAACUUUUAAAUGAAUAUGAGCAAUGCUCUGAAAUAUCUCAAAUUUCGAUGAAAAAUGCACAAUUUUGAGCCAAAAAUUAGAAUUUUUGAGCUAAUAUGAGCAAUGCUCUGAAAUUUCUUAAAUUUCGAUGAAAAAUGCACAAUUUCGAGGCGAAAAUCGGAAUUUUUGGGUUAAUAUGAGCAAUUCUCUGAAAUUUCUCAAAUUUUCGAUGAAAAAUGCACAAUUUUGAGACGAAAUUGAGAAUUUUUGGGUUAAAAUGAGCAAUGUUCUGAAAUUUCGAUUUUUGCGAGAAAAAGUCCAAAUUUUAUGAUUUUUGGGUUAGAAAUUCUGAAAAAUUCUCGAAUUUUUGGCCCAAAAAUGGCCUAGAAUCCCCCAAUUUCAUUGUUUUGCAGAGAGAAUUGCUUCGAAGUUGUUCACAAGGUCACGCGCCUUCAGAUCGACAAUGUCAUAUAUGCGCGAAAAUUGGACAUUUUGCUGAAAGUUGUCCGAAACGAAUUGCGUGAGUUUUUUUUUGUUGGGAAAAAAUCCGGAAAUUUUUGCGAAAAUUUGAAUUUUUUUCUUCACCUCAAAAUAAUCGAUUCAAAUUUUGCAGAUCCAAUAAAAUUUUCCUCAAUUUUGUGCUGAAAAACAGGUAAUUUUUUUCGAGAAGCACAAAAUUGGUACAAAACUGAAAAUUUUAUCUUAAAAUCUAGAUUUUUGACCGAAAGUUUGAAUUUUAAUGAAAAUUAAAACAUUGCCCAUUUUACAGUCUGAAAUUAUCUGAAAAUUUCAAUUUUCAUGAAAAUUUAGGCAUUGCUCAUAUUAUAGUCUGAAAAUGUUCAAUUUUCAUAAAAAUUUAGGCAUUGCUCAUAUUAAAGGAGCUAAAAUAUCUGAAAAUUUCAAUUUGCUAUCCAAAAAAAAUCCCAAAAUCCCAGUUUUUUAUGCUGAUAUUCAUGAAAAUUUUAAAUUUUUAUGAAAAUUAAAAUAUUGCUCAUAUUAUAGUCUGUAAUUAUCUGAAAAUUUUGAAUUUUUAUGAAAUUUUAGGCAUUGCUCAGAUUAUAGUCUGAAAUUAUCUGCAAAAUUUGAAUUUUUAUGAAAAUUAAAACAUUGCUCAUAUUAUAGUCUGAAAAAUUUAAAUUUUUAUGAAAAUUUAGACAUUGCUCAUAUAAACGAGCUAAAAUAUCCGAAAAUUUUAAUUUUCUAUCACAAAAAAAUCCCAAAAAUCCUAGUUUUUGUGCUGAAAUUCAUGAAAAUUUCAAAUUUUUAUGAAAAUUAAAAUAUUGUUCAUAUUAUAGAAAAAAAAUAAUUUCAAAAAUCUGAAUUUUUCACGGAAAUUAAAAUAUUGCUCAUAUUAUAGUAAAAAAAUAAUUUCAAAAAAAUUUUUUUGCAGUCAACGCGAAGCAAAACGCAAUCGUUUUUCGUCGGUUUCAACAGUCGGAUCAUCGACACAAAAUGCUGGUGGUUCUGGAUAUCAUUCCUCAAAAAAUCGCCCGAAUUUCUCGCCAAAUCCGAACAAUAAUACGCCAAAGAAGGGUGGAAGCAAUAAUAAGGAACAACAAGAACAAAAGAAGGUGGAUCCAAAAUUCCUUGAAUAUCAUAAGAGGGUUGGUCCUGAGCACACAUGAUAUUGGGGGUUUUUGAGAAUUUUCGGACCUUGGAGACUGCAAAAUUGAUGAAAUUCGGGAAUUUUUAGCUUAGAGUGGAGAAUUCUAGUGAAUUUGAAGCCCAGAAUGAGGUUUUAGACGAUUUUUGACCCAAAAAUCAGUUUUCUAGCUGAAAAUUGAGUAUUUUACUGAAAAUCCGGUGAAUUUUGAGCUCAAAUUGAGUUUUUGAACCAUUAUUGAGCCAAAAAUCAGUUUUCUAGCUGAAAAUUGACUGAAAAUCAGUUUACUAGAUUCUAGAGCAUAUUAACCAAAAAAAUUCCCGAUUUCGCCUCAAAAUUAUCGCAUUUUUCAUUGAAAAUUGAGAAAUUUCAGAGCAUUGCUCAUAUUAACCAAAAAAUUCCCGAUUUUCGGAUUAAAAUUGUGCAUUUUUCAUUGAAAAUUCGAGAAAUUUCAGAGCAUUGCUCAUAUUAACCCAAAAAAUACUGUAUUUUCAUCAAUUUCAGCAGCCUCUUUCCCCUUACCCCCUUACAGUAACCCUUCUGAAAUCAGCCCCAAAAAUUACCAAAAAAUCUCAAUUUUCAGACGGUCUAUCACUGA